AUCCCUUUCGACUCGAGUAUUGCUACCGCGUCUGGUCUCUACGGCGUGCGCAUUGGUUCUCAAGGCCUGUCCCUUUCCCACUUCCGCCAUCUGUCGGACGACGAGAGGCUCAAGCGCAGUUCGAACAACACCAACUUCUCGCUGGACUUUAGUUCAGCAGCUCAACCGCCACAGCCCGCCGAGUGCACAACUUACGACGAUAUUCUACUUGCACUCAGCGGGCUCAGCUCCUUCGGUGCUACUCACUGGUACCCGCACAUGAAUCGGCUGCUGGAUCAACUCCGUCGAUUUGUCUUCGACAAUCAGAGGGCCGACCCGGCUAACACCUCGGAACGCGUGACACGCACGCUGCAGUAUGCGAACGUCUAUCUCGGUCGCGCUGUCGCUCACCUGUCGGAAGACUCGGAGGGAUUUCUGCGCCGACACCGAGGCAAUCGAGUACAGGUCGGUUGA
This is a messenger RNA of Phytophthora sojae, 453 nucleotides long. RefSeq lists its product as hypothetical. The annotation marks the transcript as partial. The transcript has a single exon. NCBI's taxonomy places the organism in Eukaryota, Oomycota, Peronosporomycetes, Peronosporales, Peronosporaceae. The record is from RefSeq and is a predicted model, not a curated record.